Molecule: messenger RNA, 1842 nt
Organism: Symbiodinium sp. CCMP2592
Lineage: Eukaryota; Dinophyceae; Suessiales; Symbiodiniaceae
Source: the annotation of a GenBank genome assembly
AUGAUCCCAGGUCGACUCCUCCGUGUUCGCUUUCCACUUGGCACCUCAGGCCGCAUGCUCAGCCUGAUAUGUGCAUAUCAGCAUGCGUGGGCGCCACGGGAUGCGCACAUCCUGGACAAGAGAGCAGAGUUCUGGCAAAAUCUCAGUCGGUGUAUCGGUAGUGUGCCGCACACAGAACUUCUCAUAGUGGGGGGAGACCUCAACGUGCAGCUCUCGCCACAACACCCGCAUGUCGGACACGGUACGGGAGCCCUCUCUGCUGAGCGGGCCCCGGAUGCUGCGGCUGCUCACACGGUGCUAUCUACCCACUCGUUUACCCACUCGCUCAUAGCACUCAACACUUGCGGGGCACCAAAUAACAAAGCUCGUACAUUCAAAUUCGGCAAACACCGAGCGCAGCUGGAUUACCUAAUCACCAGGCAAAGCCAAUGCACGCGUGAGGCCAAACAAGCCAGUCCACUAGUCGACACGGAGCGUAUCAUUCAGCUUGCACAAAUACCAGAUCCUAGCGCUAUUCCGGAAAUUGCCAGUUUUCGAAGUGAGCUUGCUACGCAGCUUGACCACGUGCGCACGGUGGCCGAUGCAGGUACCAUCUCCGACAUUGUUCAGCGUGUUGCUGCCACUCACUUCCCCAAAGCACAGCCGAACGCUGCAAAAAUCACUAGAUGGCAACAGUCUCAAACGAGGAUGGGUAUCAAGGACAUGUGGAAAGCCUGGCGUUACUAUCGCCGCAGCACUAGAGACACCACACUGCGAGCCAUCAUCGGGCGCUGGCGCACAUGGACGCAGCACUACAAACUCUACAAACAACACAAGGAGACCUGCAGAACCACUAAGAAAGCUUACAUCCUGGAGCAAAUGCAGAUUGCAGAGCAGGUCAUUUGUCCAGCUGUUCUGGAACAACACCUCAGACAAGCGUUAUGCUCGGACAUCGCAGCCAACACAGUCUGUAGUGUCCUGGAUACCCAGUGGACACAGACAAGCGUCACCGUCCCCGCGGACUGGUCGGAUGCACACUUAGUUCUUCUCAAAACGCCUGCCAAAACGGGCAAAGAGGUCGAUCUCAUCGGGACGCAUUACGGCGUGUCUUCGACCACUGCCAUGAAGUCCGAGCCCAAUGCCAAGCCCAACACAGUCACCCUGGACCUGGCUGGCGCCUUCGACGCUAUGCCCCGGCAUCUGCUCCUUACCAGCAUGCAGAACAUGAAGCUGCCGUCCAUGCUCAUCCAGAUUGUCAUGAGCUGGCACCAAAACGCACAUUAUCACAUCAAUCACGACGGCACUGAUCGUGUUAUACAUGCGACACAAGGAGUCAGGCAGGGUUGCGCCGUAGCGCCCCUCCUCUGGCUCAUCUUCUCACACCACAUCAGUGAGUCCCUUGCAGCCAAGAUCGGCUACCAGGCCACAAUAGACCUACUGAGCAUUUUCGCGGAUGAUUAUCACUGCUCAGGUAUAUGGCACACUGAACAUGAGCUUGAGGAGACACUUCUCCGCAUCGCUGCGCUGCUUCGUGUACUAGCCGACAAGGGUAUGCUGGUUAAUGCGCUGGACGACUACAGUUGCGUGCUGUUUCUUCAACCGGAUGCCCAGGGCCCGUUGCCUCUCUUGUACAAGGCUGCCCAACGGUGGAAGCAAGCUCAGGAAGCCAACCAGACAACGACAGCGCUACGCACCACACUCUUCGGGUGCCUCAUCCAGAUGCUGCACACGGGACUGAAGUCGAUUGGCACCGAGAAUCCCACCCCAUUCCAGGCCAAGGCGGAGGAGAUGAAGUGGCUGAAGGACGGCCACUGGUGCUGUCAGAAGUGGUUGGUGCCAGCACUGGGGAGCCUAGUGGCCUAG